AUGUCUGAUUUUGUUCAUAGAGUGGAAUCUGAAAUAAAGUCAGUGGUUUCUGACUCCGAAAGAGGAGUAAAUACAAAACUCCCCGAUGAAUACCCACACAUAUAUGAAGACUCGCAUGUGGUAAACCAACCACAUGACUUUGAAGCUGAACAAGAGUAUAACAACCACCAUCCUCAUUCAAAUUACUACGUACCGGCUUACAACGAGGAAGAAGUUGCUGUUCAAGAAUGGUUUCAAAAGGUAUUUGCUCACCCAUUAACUUUUAUCAAAAACUACUUGCUUUCAUUGUUCCCCAUUUUAAAAUGGAUCUUGCAUUACAACGGUAGGUGGUUGUAUGGAGACUUGGUUGCUGGUAUCACUGUUGGUAUUGUUUUGGUGCCCCAAUCUAUGUCUUAUGCUCAGUUGGCUGGAUUGGACCCACAGUACGGGUUGUACUCUUCGUUUGUUGGUGUGUUUAUCUAUUCCUUCUUUGCCACUUCGAAAGAUGUUUCCAUUGGUCCUGUCGCUGUUAUGUCCCUUCAAGUUUCAAAAGUCAUUGCUCAUGUUCAAGACAAGUAUGGAGAUCAGUAUGCUGCACCUGAAAUUGCUACAUUUUUGGCUUUAAUUUGUGGUGGUAUUGCAACCGGUAUCGGUGUUUUGAGAUUGGGAUUCAUUUUGGAAUUCAUUUCUGUUCCAGCAGUCAUGGGAUUCAUGACUGGAUCUGCUUUCAAUAUCAUUACUGGUCAAGUUCCAGGAUUGAUGGGUUACAACAAGUUGGUCAACACUAGAGAUAGUACUUACCAAGUUGUCAUCAAUACCUUGAAACAUUUACCAGAUACCAAAGUUGACGCUGCUUUUGGUUUGGUUUGUUUGUUCAUCUUGUAUGCUUGGAAGUUCAGUACAGAUCAUGCUCAAAAGAGAUGGCCUAAAUAUAAGAUGUACUUUUUUUACAUCCAACAGUUGAGAAAUGCAAUUGUUAUUGUUGUUGCCACUGCUAUUUCGUGGGGAGUUGUUCAUCCCCAAAAGGUUGCUUUCAAAGGUGACAAACUGAAAUACAAACCUCCAUUUAGUACUAUUGGUGAAGUUCCAAAGGGGCUUCAAAAUGUUGGUGUUUUCCACCCUCCUCAAGGUAUUAUUAGUGCUAUGGCUUCGGAGAUCCCAGUCUCCACUGUCAUUUUGUUGUUGGAACACAUUGCUAUUUCUAAAUCAUUUGGUAGAGUCAAUGACUACAAGGUUGUUCCUGAUCAAGAGGUGAUUGCCAUUGGUGUUAAUAACUUGAUUGGAACUUUUUUCAACGCUUACCCUGCCACUGGUUCGUUUUCGAGAUCUGCAUUGAAAGCAAAGUGUGGUGUUAGAACUCCAUUGGCUGGUAUCUUCACCGGGGCUGUUGUGUUGUUGGCGUUGUACUGUUUGACUGCAGCUUUCUACUACAUUCCAAAAGCAGUUUUGAGCGCGGUUAUUAUUCAUGCUGUGUCUGAUCUUAUUGCCAAUUACAAGAUUACUUGGUCAUUCUGGAAAAUCAGCCCAAUUGAUUGUGGAAUCUUUUUAAUUGCUGUUAUCUUGACCGUUUUCGUCACCAUUGAAGCUGGUAUUUACUUUGCCAUUGCAGCUUCAGUUGUUGUUUUGUUGUUUAGAAUUGCCAUCCCCCAUGGAUUGUUUUUGGGUAGAGUACAAGUUGCCGAACUUGUGAAUCCAAUUAUUGAUGACAGAAACACUUUUGAUGAAGGGUCAAACACCAGCACCAGUGACUCUUCUGAUGUUGAAAUCCACCAAGUUUUCUCAGGAGGCUCAAACUAUAGAGCAACCGAUGAUAAAGUAAAAGACAAGUCAGAAGUUGUUGAGCGUAGAACCACCACCAGAGAAUUGGCAAAGCAAAACCCAAGAAUCAAAUUCCAUACUCGUUGGGUACCAUUGAACCACAGAAAUAUCAACAGCGAUAUCCCAGUCACUCCACCACCACCUGGGGUCAUUGUGUUCAAACCAGUUGAAUCAUUUACUUAUCCUAAUGCGUCACGUCAGAUUGACAAAGUGUCGGAUGAAGCCAAGAGAAUCACAAAAAGAGCCAAGCCAUAUAGCUAUGCUGACACUGGAUCCAGGCCAUGGAACGACCCAGGUCCAUUGAAGUGGAACUUGCCAUUCUUGAGAAAAUACAAUAAGGAAGAAAAGAUUGAAGAAGAUACGCGUCCAAUCUUGCGUAUAGUGCACUUUGAUUUCUCCACCGUGUCUCAAAUCGAUAUCACUUCGGUACAAGCUUUGGUUGACUUGAGGAAAGCUUUGAACGCAUAUGCUGAUCGUGAAGUUGAAUUCCACUUUUCCGGUAUCUUGAGCCCGUGGAUCAGAAGAGCAUUGUUGAAUGCUGGGUUUGGUACUUAUGAAGAUGGCUUGACAUCAGCUAAUAACUAUGUCAACAUUGCUACAGGAUACACCGAUAUUGAGAAUGGUGCGGACGAGCAGUAUGUUGCUGCAGUUGGUACCAAUACGCCAUUUUUCCAUUUGGAUAUUCCAAACUAUGAAUAA
Lodderomyces theae is the source of this 2496-nucleotide messenger RNA. RefSeq names its product sulfate permease (gene SUL2). Gene Ontology annotation, cellular component: membrane. The transcript has a single exon. Gene Ontology annotation, molecular function: secondary active sulfate transmembrane transporter activity. The coding region runs from base 1 to 2496 and encodes 831 amino acids. The record is from RefSeq and is a predicted model, not a curated record. NCBI's taxonomy places the organism in Eukaryota, Fungi, Ascomycota, Pichiomycetes, Serinales, Debaryomycetaceae. Gene Ontology annotation, biological process: transmembrane transport.